CUCAUUAAUUAAUACAAAUUCAUUUCAGAUUGCCUGAAUGGCGGUACUACCCACUGUCCAGGUGGUUCCUGGCCAGACUACACGAACACGUAUGCCCCGUACAGCCCGCAGACUGCGAACUACUACGACCCUCAUCAGGAUUCGAGUCACAGCACGCCAAUACCGACAGUACUACCUGGCGGUACAGCCGCUCCGACAGCUACCGAGUACAUCAGCACCUCCUUAACAUCACCGCCUCCGGCAGCACCGAGUAGCAUGUUCAACAGCCCGAAACCUGACUUGGAUUCCAUGUUGGGGUCCACCACUGCUCGGUACCCAUCCGACAAUGCUUAUUGCCCGAACAAUUGGACUCCGGCACCCCCAGCUUACAACAACAACUACUAUAACACCACCUACAACCACCAGCAGCAGUAUGGGAACUACCCUCCGCCUACGAUGGUCGUGUAUCCUUCGAUACUGUCACAGGUAAACCAAAGUCAAAUCCACUUCCACCUGCACGCAACCCCAGGCAGCGGUACUGACAAAACGACAGACCAGCAGUACCUAAAAAACGAGCCGUACUUGGACCCCACCUCAACCAUCAACCCAGUCGUCCACAGGGUGGAAGGACCCAGUGCGCCCAGUGAAGUCCACACUCACGCCGAAGUGGACCCUCUAACUAUCGAUGAUUCUGAAAGGACUGUGCAGAGUCAGAACGAUCCCUCCAGUGUCUGGAGACCCUAUUAGGACUUCUUUGUUUAUUUUUAGGUUGAUUAUUUAUUUUUGUGCGAUUUGUACAGUAUGGAGUAUGUGUAAGCGUUUGUCUUACAAGGAGUGGUGUGAGUGAUGUUAAUAUAGGAAAUGGUAUGAUAUUUCCUAUAAACUUUGGAUGUCCACGAUAUGUUCAGUGGGGUGGGCAAGAAUAAAUAUACCUAGUUCUAUGACCUAGUCUACAGAACUUAUAGCAAAUGUCUUUUCAACUGUCAAUAUUCUGGAUCCAUGAGGUAAAAAAGUAUUUCUCUAUUUAUUCUUGAUGCUGACUAAAAACUCUUACUUAUUUCAAAUAGACUAUACAUUUUAUUAUCAUUCGUGUAUACAUUUUUUAUGCUCGAACUACCACGCAGGCCUGAGGCUUAAACAUCCAUGAGGUACCGUGGGGCUAUAGAGGGAUACGGGGGAAAAGGGUGAACGCCACACGGACUCUAGCGAGGGAACACGUGGGCAUGCAACAUGCACACAUUCUAGCCCCGCCUACGAGAUCCGCCGGGUGGUACCGCGUUCGACAGUCAGAAACCGUCUACCACCUAAGAAACGCAUAUCUGGCCAUAUAUGGUUCUAAAUUAAAUUUAAAAUUCCUUGUCAAGUAUAGAAAAGUCCAACAGACUCAAUAUAGGUACCAAUCAAUUAACGAAAAAGCUAAAGUCGAAAUCACGAAAGAUGGCGAUUACGUCAUCAUUUUAGUCUGUAGUAAAGACUAACGACAGCAACUUGUAAAUAUUUUUACUGAAGUUUCAGAUAUGUUAGACAGAGGCAAACAGAAUUUUAUUCUCUAAACACACUGUAUUGCUAAUUUACAUGUAUCCGACAAAGAUAGACGAUGUUGUCAUGUUGCAUGAUCGAUCAUAUUGGAAAGAUGAAUAGUUAGGUUAUGUUAAAGCAAGUUAUAAUACUUUGGUCUUUGGUGUUCCUGUCUUAAGGUAUUCUACUCAUAACUGUUUUUUUUUGUCAAAACAAAAAUGUCCCACUAAAAUUAUUAUUAAGGUUCACUCAAACCCAUGAAAUAAAAUGAAAAUAAAAAUAAUCAGUGAAAUAACCUAACUCCGCAUAAUAUAAAUUUGUUGUCAUUAUGUUCCUGAUAUCGUGAUUUUAUAAUCGACCUACGUCUAUUGAUAACUUCAGUACAAUUUAUGGUAUGACGUAAUAGUCACCUUUCGUGGUUUUGACUAUAGCUUGAGAACAUGCUCCACUCCUUCAUUGAUAUGGUGGAUUUUCAGCUGUCUGAUUUUCAUUCUGUUUCGAGAUAAACUAACUGGUAUUACUACUAGAGGAUACCAUCUACGAGUAUAUGCAUGUGAUUUUCUAAAAUUACACACUUAAACGAAUUAUUCAUACUCUGGUCAUUUUUUCUGCUUGAUAAUCUUGUUUGCCGACAAGAUUAUAAAGCAUCUUCAAACCAUGAAACAUCUUCAAAAAUAACUUUUCAUAUUCACCAUACCUGUAUUUCCAAACCAGAGAAGUAAUUGCUACGUUCUCAUUCACAUUGUUAGGACAAACAUUUGGAAAACUUCAUCUAAAAAAUAGCUUCGUUUAAAAAAAAAGGGAGAAAUCAAAUGCAUAUUUUCCAAGUUUUGAUUCGUUUAAUAACAAUGACGCCAAACAAUUUGUCAAACGCCUGAAUUGAUAACAUUUUACGUCUAUUGGCCAAAACAAUUUUAUAUAACAUUUUUAUGGUAAAUAAAAUGAAAUUAGUGUAGUCAACAACCAGCUUUCUCAAGUGUAAAUAUAGUCUAGUAAAGUUUUAAAAAAUUCUGCAAUUUUCCGUACUUUAGCCAAGAUCUUGUUGCAAAGAUCAAUACGUGUAAGACGGUAAAUACACUAAAUACCUCUAGAAGGUCAGUUAAAAAUUACUGAAUGGGAACCAAUGUUUAGUUCAGUAGAAUAUAGUUUUCAGUUAAGCCCUUCUUACACAACGCUAUACCAAUGUUUACAAUAACCUGACGACUUUAGUAGCUAUGUAACUAACACAAGACAAAUUUAUGUAGCUUUGUCCAUAGACUGUAACCGUUAAUAACAUAUUCGUAACUAGAGAUGAGUAGCAUCGUAUAGUCGUUUACGAAGUGCCUAACUGAACAUCAUGUCUAUCAUUGAACCAAAUAAUGAUGCCCACUUUUAAGAACAGGGCCAGACUUGGUAUUUUCGGCAGAUUACAUUUAUGGCAUUGAACUAACAUAAAAAGCGCUGUAUUACUGAAAUAAAUAUUUGAAAUGCUCAGUGGUGACAAAACAGGGCGGUUGUAUGCAAUAUACAGG
This is a messenger RNA of Acanthoscelides obtectus, 3008 nucleotides long. Lineage: Eukaryota; Metazoa; Arthropoda; Insecta; Coleoptera; Chrysomelidae. The record is from the annotation of a GenBank genome assembly.